This is a messenger RNA of Closterium sp. NIES-67, 6013 nucleotides long. Lineage: Eukaryota; Viridiplantae; Streptophyta; Zygnematophyceae; Desmidiales; Closteriaceae. The record is from the annotation of a GenBank genome assembly.
UAUUUAAAUCCUUCUUUCUGCUCCUCGCAGCUUCCCGAGCUUCGACGUCAAGCGUGCUCUUGGCCUGGAUCCUUGUCGAAUUCAGAUGCCGCUGUUGUUUGGAUAGGCCAGUGCCCUCUUUCACAUCGGAUAGGUCCAUGAUUCAUCUUCGUCUGAAGCUGUUCGUUCCUCGAGGUUUUGGCCCGUUCGUUAGUGUCAGUCGCUUUGGAGAGCGAGUUUUGAUAGCCUUGACCCAUCUACCGUCAGUUGUAUCCUUCUUUUGACUCAUGGCCGAGGCUCUCUAGAAUCAACACAAACCUCCCGUCGUACAAUCAGUGUCGAUAAAUUAGUCGCCUUUCCAACUCAUGGUAGCGCUUCAGUUUAGUGCGUUUAAUCUGUCGGACCCUGUACAUGCUAGUUCGCGUCGGGAAUAGUCCCCUAAUUUGUUACUGAGCUCUUCUCGUUCGACCCGCGAAAUAUCCGGCCUAUGGUUUUAUUAAAGCCCUCUGUCGCCUUGAAGGAGUAUCCUAAACGUAGCCUCGACACAACCGUUUGUCCGUACAAUCCCUUAUCCAAUAAGGUGCUCUUCCGCGGCAAGCACAAUCAAACGAAUUUUAGUGAAGUCGGAGACGUCUCAGAGCCCGAAUAAAUCCUAGAAGUGAUUAAAGGCAUGGCGAGAAAAGGCGGGCACAUAGUCGGGAUUCUCGAUGUUCAUAUUCUCCAAGCGGAGACUCUACCUGACCGCUCCACGCUCGGCGCGCAGGAUGUGUACGCCAAGGUGCUGUGCGGCGAUCGCGACCCGCUCGGUCGCGUCGCGCUCACCACGCGGACGAUCAAAGGAGGCGGCACGGACCCAGUCUUCGAUCAGCGGCUACAGGUUGGGAUUCCCGAGCGUGCCACCGAGCUUAAGUGCGAGGUUUGGUUCGCUAGCCACCACCGAGGCACCACGGAAGAUCAGCUGCUCGCGUUUGUGUACAUUCCGAUAAGAGACGCUUUGGAGAAGCAAGGCGAACAGGACUUUCCACUCACCACUGUAGAUAGCGAGGGGCGCACUAUAGCGAGUACAGCCCGAAUCUCCAUCUCUUUUGCCUACCACCCACGCCCUGGCUUCUCCUCCCCCUUCUUCUCCUCCUCAUCCUCCUCCACCUCCGCUUCCUCCUCCUCUGCUGCUCGUGCGGCCACUUCUAAGCCUGCCAGUAUCGCUGGCGGGAUGCUUAGUAAAGCGAUAGCGGCGGCUUUUUCCCGCCGGGCAGCGGAAAAAGCGGCGGGUCAGGGAAGUGCAGGGGUGGGAGUGAGGCUAGAGGGGCCGCAGCAAGAGCAGCAACAGCAGCAGCAGCAACAGCAACAGCAGCAGCAGCAGCAACAGCAGCAGCAGCAGCAGCAGCAGCAGCAGCAGCAGGUGUACCAACAAGAACGUUUGCAUCGGAUGCAACUGCAACAUCAAGAGCAGCAUAGGGAGGCAAGGGAAGAGCAGCAGCAGCAGCAGCAGCAGCAGCAGCAGCAGCAGCAGCAGCAGCAGCAGCAGCAGCAGCAGCAGCAGCAGCAGCAGCAGCAGCAGCAGCAGCAGCAGCAGCAGCAGCAGGAGCAGCAGCUACAAUUGCAGCAGUUGCAAGAGCAGCAGAGAGAGCAGCAGCAAGAGCAGUCCCCAGUCCCAUCUCAGCAGCUAGGCCCUCUCUCGUUACUCAUGGAAAGGCAAGGGGUCAGAGAUCCGGCCAAAAUGGACCUGAUCCAAGCGCUGAGAGACGUGGCAGAGGUGGACAGACUAGCCGGCAGCAGCAGCAGCAGCCACAGCAGCAAGCGUUUAAGGUCGAAAUCUGGGCCCCUGAGAAUGGGCGCUGAUGAGCCAGUGGGGCCUGCUGAGUCAGCAGCUCGUGCUGAGUCAGCGGCCUCUGACACGUCAUCAGAAGUGCAAGCAGCAGCAGCAGCAGCAGCAGCAGCCGCAGGAGCAGUCGUUGCUGCUGGUUCUGCUGGAGCAGCUUCGGGAUCUGCCGAACCUUCUGGCCCUGGCCAACGCAGGCUGAAGUACCGAGCCAGGAUGGGAGGUUCGGGAAGGUUGUUGAGCAGUAGCGGGGAACUCUAUAAGGGGGCGAAGGAAACGAUAGGCGACAGAGGGCCUGAACCGUGGUUUGGUGAACGGUUAGGAGGAGUGGGAGGGGGUGGAUGGUCUGGAGGAGGAUUUGGUAGGGGGGGUGCAGCAGAGCCUGUCAGUCCGUCUCUGCCUUCGCCUUUUGAGUCGACUCAAAAGCCUGAACGGUUAGGAGGAGUGGGAGGGGGUGGAUGGUCUGGAGGAGGUUUUGAUAACGGGGGAGCAGAGCCUGUCAGUCCUUAUCUGCCUUCCUCUCUCUCUGCUGACGCUGCUGCAGGUGCUGCCGCAGAUGCUGGCUUUGCUGGGGAGAGGGACGUGAAUAUGCCCAAGGUGCUGGUUGCAUGGGAGCAGCAGCAGCAGCAGCAGGUGGAAGGGCAGGCAGCACAGCAGCAGCAGGUACAUUCGUUUGAGCAGGAAAAAACCCCUGUUCUCCCGCCUGCUCGCAUUUACAGGGGGAUGAGGCGGGGUAGCAGCAUUGGGAGCAGUAGCAGCAGCGGCAGUGGUGGGUUUGGUAGGCUAAGGGGCGGUCUCUUCUAUAUCAGUGGGGGGGGAAGCUGGCAGCAGCAACAACAGCAGCAGCAGCACUCACCACAGGAGCUGUUGCUUCAGAACCCAGAGCAGCAGCAACAGCAGGAGUGGCAACAACAGCACCCGCAGCACCUACAGCAGCAGCAGCCGCAGCAGGAGCAGCAAGAGUGGCAGCAGCAGCAGCAGCAGCAGCAGCAAGAGUGGCAGCAGCAGCAGCAGCAAGAGUGGCAGCAGGAGAGUCUUACGAGCAGCGCCAGUGCAUGUGGCACCAAUUCAGGCACCACAGAGGAAGUCUCCUCAAGCACAUACCAGAUAAUGGGAGGUCCGGAGCAAGAGGGGAUGCAGAGGGAGGAUGUGAGGGGGAUGCGAGUGGGUGAGGCGCAGAGGAGUCUCUCUGAAAUGGCUUUGAUGGCUCCUAAGGAAGAACGGCUUGGGAUGGAAGGGGAGGGGGGGAGAGGGACGGAGGGAAGGGAAGGGGAUGGUGAGGGGAAGUGGAGGAUGGAGGAGGGUGUGGCACAACAGUAUCGGUAUCAGCACCAACAGCAGCAGCAGCAUGUGCAGCAGCAGCAGCAGCAGCAGUAUGUGCAGCAGCAGCAGCAGCAGCAGCAUGUGGAGCAGCAGCAGCAGCAUGUGCAGCAGCAGCAGCAGCAUGCGCAGCAGCGACAGCAUCAGUUAUCUGAAGAUCAGUAUCAGCAGCAGCAGCAACAACAAGAAUACCCGCAGCAGCAGCAGCAGCAGCAGCAGCAGCAUGACGACGACCACCAGCAGUACCAGCAUGAGCAGUUCACUCAGCAGCAUGGGGAGUUUGUGGUAUUGCCCGCACAGCAGCAUCAACCGGGGCAGCCCCAGCAGCAGCAGUAUCAGCCACACAUGCAGCAGCAGCAGCAGCAGCAGCAGCAGCAGCAGCAGCAGCACCUGCCCCAGUUCCACCAACAGCAGCCACCGCAGCAGCAGCAUCUGGCCCACCAGCAGCAGCAACAGAGUGAGGAGCAGAGGGCCACAUUGGUGCUGCCAGAGGGCAGCAGCUUCGAUGAGCGGCGGCAGCACCAGCAGCAGCAGCAGCAGCAGCAGCGCCAGCAGCAGCAACAGAGUGAGGAGCAGAGGGCCACCGUGGUGCUGCCAGAGGGCAGCAGCUUCGAUGAGCUCAUGAUGGAAGCCAGUGGGGCUCUCAGUGACUUCCACAUGACUGCUCCAGAGGGGUUUGAUGCGGUGAGAAGUGGUCCGGAGGGAUUAAGGACCCAGCUACAACAGCAGCAGAUACAGCAGCAGGAGGCGAUUCAGCAACUCCAGCAGCAGCAGCAGCAGCAGCAGCAGCAGCAGCAAGAAAACGUGGGGUACCAUCCCGCUGACCAGCAAGAGCAGCACGAACGGCAUGAGCAUCAGCAGCAGCAGCAGCAUCAACAGCAUCAUCAACAGCAUCACCAUCAACAGCCGCAGAAUCGGCAGUAUCAGCAACCACAUGUAGAGCAAAUGAUGCACGGACAGCACCAGCAGCAGCCACAGCAGAUGUACUAUCAGUAUCAGCAUCAGGACCAGCAGCAGUACCAAUACCAGCAGCAGCAACAGCAGUACCAUCAACACCAACCACUGCAACAGCAACAGCAACAGCAACAGCAACAGCAACAGCAGGUGUCAAAUGUGCCACAGUACCAGCAGCCAUUUCACCAGCAACAGCAGCAACUGCCACAGCCACGGCUUUCUCAUUUCGAAAAACAGGCGGAAGCUUUCCAACAGCACACACAGCAGCCAUUGCAGCAGCAGCCACAAGCUUUCCAACAGCCAUUGCUGCAGCAGCCACAAGCUUUCCAGCAGCCAUUGCAACAGCAGCAGCCUUUUUACCAGCACAGGGCAGCGGUGCAAAGGCGCCCCCUGGGAGACGUUGUGGGGAAUAAGGCUCGGUCUGUAGCAGAAGGGCCGGUGCCAGCUGUCGUGAUGGGAUUGGGCAAUGAGGCUUGGAAGAGGGCCGGAAUGGAGGAGAGGAGGGAGGUGGAGAGGGAAAGGGUGGCUGGUGUGGGAAGGGCAGGGCAGACGGACGGAGAGCAGCAGAUGUGGCAACAGCAAAUACAGCAGCAGCACCAGCAGCCGCAACAGCAGCAGCAGCAGCAACAGCAGCAGCUGUUUCAGCAGCAGCAGCAGCGCUGGUAUGUAAGUCACGAGCACCAUGGACAUCAGCAGCAGCAGCAGCAGCAGCAGCAGCAGCAUGAAGUGGCACAGCCAAAAUCUCUCCGCCUCGUCCUUCCGAAGUUCCUGACAAGAAGCAGCAGUCGUCGGGAGGAGGGUCAGGUGCAGGGUCAGGUGCAGGGUCAGGUGCAGGGUCAGGUGCAGAUUGGGGCAGAAAGCGAAGUGAGAUUGCAACAACCCCCUGUGCAGCCACCAUCCAUGCAACAAUCAUCCAUGCAACUACCAUCCAUGCAACCACCAUCCAUGCAGCAACAACCACCCAUGCAGCAACCAUCCAUGCGUCAACCAGCGGUGGAGCAACCGCAUGCGCAUGUACCAGUAUUUAUGCCGCCACUGCAUGCUCAGCAGCAGGAGCAUGUGGACUUCCAGAAAGUGCAUAUGCAGCAGCAGAGCGUGCCAAUGCACGUGCACCCUGUCCCCAUGCAGGAACGAGCCUCGCACAUGCAGCAGCGGAGCGAGGGCAUGGAGCACCAAAGUUGGCACAUGCAGCAGCCGAGCAUGGGUAUGGAACCCCAAAGUGGGCACAUGCAGCAGUAUCACGCUAUGCCUGCUGCUGACCCACUUGCAUUGCAGCAGUCACCUCCUAUGCUGCAAGAGGUACCACUGUCGCAGCAUGCACCCCCCCCCAUCAUGCAGCAUGCACCCCCCCCCAUGAUGCAGCAUGCAUCGCAGCAUGCACCCCCCGUGACUGUACAUGCAUCACAGCACAUGCCAGGGCAGGUUUCAACUCCCUCCAUGGACUCACAUCCGCAUGAACAGUUUCCACAUCCUCAUAGGCACCAGCAGCAGCAGCAGCAGCAGCAACCAGCACGGCCUCUAGAAUCAUUACCAGCAGCAGCAGCACCUGCAGCAAUCCCAGCAGAUCCAUCAGCACAGCCUCAAGGGUUCGCAUCUGGCGUAACAGUGCAAGUGAAGGGAGAUUGGAAGGUGUACGACAACCAGUUGGCUAAGAUGCAUCCAGAUGACAUGCACAGAUGACAUCCAAAUGAGCUGUUGCCCUUGUGAUCAUGGAUCAUGUUAUUUUGUCAUGGGCUGAGUCCAGGGCCUCAGAUUGGUUUCGGACUGCCCUGAUUGCUCAGUAUCAUCAUGCAGAAAAAAACUUUCCGUCAGCAUCUCAAGCUAAAACUUUGCUGAUUUGUCAGGGUCGGUACCUAACCGUUUGCUGAUACAUCACUGUUGCCGCAGGCAUUCAUGCUUUUCUGUUCACAAUCCUGAACUAGCUACUUUGGCAGUUAAGGG